Messenger RNA from Triplophysa rosa, 3515 nucleotides. RefSeq names its product polypyrimidine tract binding protein 1b (gene ptbp1b). The transcript has 16 exons. The coding region runs from base 70 to 1761 and encodes 563 amino acids. Gene Ontology annotation, cellular component: nucleus. Gene Ontology annotation, molecular function: mRNA binding. Gene Ontology annotation, biological process: mRNA processing; regulation of cell differentiation; regulation of RNA splicing. Lineage: Eukaryota; Metazoa; Chordata; Actinopteri; Cypriniformes; Nemacheilidae. The record is from RefSeq and is a predicted model, not a curated record.
UGUAGCGCGUUAAGAAAACUCAGCCAAGCAACAAAGUUACGGAUCAGAGCUGUUGUUCCUCGGUGUGCAAUGGACGGCCGCCUAGAGACUGAAUUGUAUCCUAUGGGAUCGAGUUACGCAGAAUUAGACGUCGUUCACGAUAUUACAGUUGGUACAAAGAGAGGAUCUGACGAGUUAUUCUCCUGUGUUUCCAGCGGGCCCUAUAUCAUGAGCUCAGCAGCCAACGGCAGCGACAGCAAGAAGUUCAAAGGGGACAUCAGAAGUCCUAGUCUUCCAUCUAGAGUCAUACAUGUCCGCAAGCUCCCCAAUGACAUCAAUGAAGCUGAGGUCAUCUCCCUCGGCCUUCCGUUUGGCAAAGUCACCAAUCUGCUCAUGCUGAAGGGAAAGAAUCAGGCGUUCUUGGAGAUGAAUUCAGAGGAGGCUGCUCAGACGAUGGUUACGUACUACUCUUCAGUCACACCAGUCAUCAGGAACCAUCCCAUCUUCAUGCAGUAUUCCAACCACAAAGAGCUCAAAACAGACAACUCGCCAAAUCAAGUGAGGGCGCAGGCGGCACUGCAGGCAGUGAAUGCCGUUCAGACAGGCAGCUUGGCUCUAGCUAGUGUUGACCCGUCUGGUAUGGCUGGCCCCAGCCCUGUCCUCAGAGUCAUAGUUGAAAACCUCUUUUACCCCGUGACCCUGGAUGUCCUUCAUCAGAUCUUCUCCAAGUUUGGCACGGUGUUAAAGGUGAUCACUUUCACAAAGAACAACCAGUUUCAAGCUCUCCUGCAGUUUGCCGAUGGCCUGACCGCACAGCAUGCCAAGCUGGCUUUGGAUGGACAGAACAUCUACAACGGUUGCUGUACCCUGCGCAUCAGUUUCUCUAAGCUCAGCAGCUUGAACGUGAAAUACAACAACGACAAGAGCCGUGACUACACACGACCAGAUCUGCCCACAGGAGACAGCCAGCCUGGUCUCGAACAUCACGCUAUGACUGCUAUUGCUCCUGGUAUUAUCUCCGCUGCACCGUACGGAGGAGCUCACGUCUUCCCACCUGCAUUCGCCAUCCAGCAGGCCACAGGGUUGACUCUGCCUGGGGUUCACGGAGCUCUGGCCUCGCUUUCCAUCCCCGGAGCAGCAGCGGCCGCUGCAGCUGCGAGCAGAAUGGGCUUCCACACAUUCCCCGGCGGCCACUGCGUCAUGCUGGUCAGCAACCUGAACCCUGAGAGAGUUACGCCCCAUUGCCUCUUUAUUCUCUUCGGUGUGUAUGGGGACGUAUUGAGAGUGAAAAUCAUGUUCAACAAAAAGGAAAAUGCUCUCGUACAGAUGUCUGAUGUGACACAAGCUCAGCUUGCAAUGAGCCAUCUCAGUGGGCAGAAGUUAUAUGGCAGGCCCCUGCGUGUUACGCUUUCCAAACACACGACUGUCCAAAUGCCACGAGAGGGACAUGAGGAUCAGGGUCUCACCAAAGACUACAGUAACUCUCCUCUCCAUCGCUUCAAGAAGCCAGGCUCCAAAAACUACUCCAACAUCUUUCCUCCAUCAUCCACUCUGCACCUUUCGAACAUCCCGCCCGCUGUUGUUGAAGAUGAACUCAAGAUGCUCUUCGCUAGCAAUGGUGCUCUGGUUAAGAACUUCAAGUUCUUUCAGAAGGAUCGUAAGAUGGCUUUGAUUCAGAUGGGUUCAGUGGAGGAAGCAAUCGAGUCUCUCAUUCAGUUACACAAUCACGACCUUGGAGAAAACCACCAUCUUAGGGUUUCCUUUUCUAAAUCCACUAUUUGAAACAAAUGCUGGGUUAGAGGGGGCUGGAGAUGCCCGUUAUUUUUAAACCUCGAGUCUUAACUAAAAAGCUCACUUUCAUCAUUCCAUUGUACUUUAUUUAAGAGGCAUUUUAGUGGUUUUAAAUAUUUACAUAUGUUUUAAUCAAAUAUUUUAAUCAAGGUUUUAAAGCAGUUGUUUGUCCCUCGACUUCAAGUUGAUCAAUGUUAUUUUGUAUCAUUUUAAUCGGUAGAUGUCAUUCCGUCUUUCCCCAAUUCAGUUUUAGGGCUAGUUCAACUCUAGACACGAUUGAUUUAUGUAGAUGCAGAGCUCAACCUCCACGGGCCUUUAAUUCCACAACAUACCAUUUUGUGCCUUACUGCCCCAGAACCUCAAACCUCUGCAAAUCAUGUUUGCAAAUCUGUAGUUUACAAUCAGUUUCAUGCUCUCUGCAGACAUGGAUCAUUUCAGUAAGCCGAUGGUACAGGCCUUGAACUCUGCAUUAUAUCCCAGAGUUAUAUUCUCUAUAUCCUCUAGCUUUAGCAUUUAUACUGUAUCUUUAGAAAUAGAAUGUUUACAAACAAAUUUAUGCAAUCAUUUGUGUAUGAAUCCAAUAGUUAAAUCUAGAUUUGUCUUGUUUUUUUAUACUGUGGGCCAUUGCAUGUUGGCUGUGGUCAGUAGAUCAUUAAUCGCUGUUUAUUGUUUGUCCUGUAUUUUGAAUAAUGUUUAGUAGUGUUGGGCUUCAUGUUAAUGUGUGAUAUAGCAGAUUAUUUAAGCUAUUCUAGUUAAAUGCCCCAUGUUUUGUAUGUAUUGAUGUACCUGCGUGUACGCGACAGCUCGAAACCAAAGCCUUCAUAAGGGACAGCCUGACACGUAUUGCCUCAAAUGGCUUGUAGAAACAUGUCCUCUCAGUGCUCAAGCGUGGCUUUGACGCUCUGGAUAUCUCUCUGUAGAGAACGCCUGCGUGAUGGAAACAGCAGUGCAGGUGAAUUGGGACGGUCAGCAGAUAUAUCUGAUAAUCAGCACUCCUGCUGAGCUGUGCACAUCACACAAGUCUUAACACAUCAGACACAAUGGCCUUCAGUGACCUCUGUAAAUAAGGAGCUGGGACCUUUAUUCUCCUUAAAGUGAAAAUUUGUUUUGGAAAUACAAAAAAGUGCCUUUUUAAAAUGAUCACAGUCCCGGUAGAUUCAUAGCAGUCAAGUCCAGAGACACAAUGCUGUACAAAAUUCUAAAAAGAUGUUUUCUGAAAGGCUUGUCAGGGCAACGAGAAACCUGUGAUGCAAAUCUGGCACUGCUCUGGACCAGGGAAUAUAGAGGAAAAAACGCCACCUUUGUUUUAUUAUAUUACAAACAGUUUGUUAACUUUUUUUACUAUUUUUCACUACUUCCCUUUUGUAUGGGACCAAUCUCAAGUUUAGAGGCUGAUAAACAUGCGCUUUAAACUUGCCUUGUUGGAAAAGUCACUUUAAAAUGCCUAAAAAAUGUGUAAAAACGUUUUUGUGCAUCCUUGCACAACACAAAAACCCUUGAUAUAUAACAUCUGCCUUAGAUUGAAAACUGUUUCUACCUGUAGUCAGACAGAUAAGGUGUACAUGCUAUUUUUGUAUCAUAAUGUUAUGGGUUUUAUACCUGUGAAAACAUGUAUAUUUUGAUUACAGCCAUGGACCAUGAGCAUGCAAAAAUAAAGUUCAAUAUAAAAAUGGUUAAAAUCAGGAUUACACCGUUGCAGUCUCGUUCUUCAUGACAUUCCUAGUUGUACUUUUCUAUGUGUUUUA